UUGAACCAUGGCUCGAGCUGAAGAAGGAAGCGCCGGGGGCCGGUGGCUUCAUUUUCAAGUGCCUCAGCACACAGGCUGCCCUUUAUUAGUGGGGGGCUGUAGAGCCUCCUGUCCCCAUCCAGGAUUCUGCUUUAGCUCAGUUGACUCGCCCUGGAAUUCUGCAGGCAGCGGGACAGAUUGCUUUUGUGAAGCCACCUGGAUGUCUUCGGGUGCGUUAUUUCCAAGCCUGGUGCCAGGCUCUCGUGGCUCCUCGAGCAAAUACCUAGUGGAAUUUCGGGCAGGGAAGAUGUCCCUGAAAGGCAGCACUGUAACUCCAGACAAGAGAAAAGGCCUCGUUUACAUCCAGCAAACCGAUGAUUCCCUCAUUCACUUCUGCUGGAAGGACAGGACUUCGGGCAAUGUGGAAGAUGAUUUGAUUAUUUUUCCCGAUGACUGUGAGUUCAAGAGAGUCCCACAGUGCACCACAGGCCGUGUGUAUGUAUUGAAGUUCAAGGCAGGAUCAAAACGACUCUUCUUCUGGAUGCAGGAGCCGAAGACAGACAAGGAUGAGGAGCACUGCCGUAAGGUGAACGAGUAUCUCAACAACCCCCCCAUGCCAGGGGCAUUGGGUGGGAAUGCCAGCGGAGGCCACGAGCUCUCAGCACUAGGAGGUGAGGGUGGCUUGCAAAGCCUUCUUGGAAACAUGAGCCAUAACCAGCUCAUGCAGCUGAUCGGACCAACGGGCUUAGGAGGACUUGGUGGGCUGGGUGCACUGACGGGACCUGGGCUGGCCAGUCUGCUUGGGAGUGGGGGACCUCCAACCAGCAGUUCAUCAUCAAGCUCUCGCAGCCAGUCGGCUGCAGUGACUCCAUCUUCCACGACUUCUUCCACCCGUGUAACGCCGGCCCCGUCCGUUCCUGCGGCUGCCUCGGUGACCAGUCCCAGCCCCGUUCCCAGUUCGGGUAAUGGAACCAGCUCAGCCACAAGCCCAACCCAGCCCAUUCAAUUGAGUGACCUUCAGAACAUUUUAGCUACUAUGAAUGUGCCAUCUGGAGCAGGAGGACAGCAAGUGGACCUGGCAGCUGUUCUGACUCCUGAGAUCAUGGCUCCCAUCCUGGCCAACGCUGAAGUUCAGGAACGAUUGAUGCCUUACCUUCCCUCAGGGGAAUCCCUGCCGCAGACUGCGGAAGAGAUCCAGAACACCCUGACGUCUCCUCAGUUCCAGCAGGCUUUGAGCAUGUUCAGUGCUGCCUUAGCUUCAGGACAGCUGGGCCCACUCAUGAGCCAGUUUGGGCUACCUGCAGAGGCAGUAGAUGCAGCAAAUAAAGGCGAUGUAGAAGCCUUUGCCAAAGCCAUGCAGAACAGUGUCAAGUCAGACCAAAAGGAAGGAGACUCUAAGGACAAGAAAGAUGAAGAGGAAGAUAUGAGUUUAGAUUAAGUUAUUUGCUCUUCCUUACAGAUAUUCCUAGAUACUAACUUAAGCAACUGCAGUAGGAUUACUAACUUCAUAUUAUGCUUAUAUAAAUCUACAAAUAAAGGAAUUUUCUUUAUCUGC
This is a messenger RNA of Vidua chalybeata, 1534 nucleotides long. It is a transcript of the gene ADRM1, whose product is annotated as ADRM1 26S proteasome ubiquitin receptor. Lineage: Eukaryota; Metazoa; Chordata; Aves; Passeriformes; Viduidae. Gene Ontology annotation, biological process: ubiquitin-dependent protein catabolic process. Gene Ontology annotation, cellular component: nucleus; cytoplasm; proteasome regulatory particle, lid subcomplex. The record is from RefSeq and is a predicted model, not a curated record. The transcript has 10 exons. Bases 8 to 1417 code for a protein of 469 amino acids. Gene Ontology annotation, molecular function: endopeptidase activator activity; ubiquitin binding; proteasome binding.